Molecule: messenger RNA, 408 nt
Organism: Serpula lacrymans var. lacrymans S7.9
Lineage: Eukaryota; Fungi; Basidiomycota; Agaricomycetes; Boletales; Serpulaceae
Exons: 1
Coding region: 1-408 (135 amino acids)
Biological process (GO): DNA transposition; DNA integration
Molecular function (GO): DNA binding
Source: RefSeq, a predicted model, not a curated record
AUGAAAUCCCUUUCUCCUGCUCAAAAGAACCAGAUUCUUAACCUCCUUGAUGCAGGUCAAAUUGCUCACUUCAUUGCCUCUACCACUGGUGUUCAUGUCUCUACAAUCUCUAGACUUUGCUCCAAGGAGUGUUCUGAGCUCCAAACGUCUCUUGGAGGUUGUCCAUCUAAGCUUUCUCCUGCCAAUGUCCGCCAUGCUAUGCAUCUCAUCUCCACUUGCAAGGCGGAAAAUGCUGUCCAGAUCACCAAAGCUUUUACCAACAUCAUCAACCAACAUCUCUCCCCAAACACUGUCUGCCAGCACUUGAAAAAGACUGGCAUGAAGGCUGUGGUCAAGCGGAAACACCCUUUUCUCUCUGCCAAGCAUAGUAAGGCUAUCUUGGACUUUGCUCAUGCUCACAAGGACUAG